This is a messenger RNA of Chondrus crispus (carragheen), 2196 nucleotides long. RefSeq names its product Nucleosome/chromatin assembly complex proteins. The coding region runs from base 1 to 1458 and encodes 485 amino acids. Gene Ontology annotation, cellular component: CAF-1 complex; nucleus. Gene Ontology annotation, molecular function: protein binding. Lineage: Eukaryota; Rhodophyta; Florideophyceae; Gigartinales; Gigartinaceae. Gene Ontology annotation, biological process: nucleosome assembly; DNA replication-dependent chromatin assembly. The transcript is spliced from 2 exons. The record is from RefSeq and is a predicted model, not a curated record.
AUGCAGGCCAACCUCCUCGAAAUCGCCUGGCAUGACAAGGCGCCCGUCUGGAGCAUAGACAUAUCGCAAUCCAAUCGUGUGGUCACGGCAGGCGGUGACAAAGUCGCCCGAGUCUGGCGUCUCUCCAACACUCCCGCCCUUCGAGUGAAGCCCGUCGAAUGGCUCUGCGACCUCCGCGCCCACCUCACAACCGUUAAUAUCGCCCGAUUCUCCCGCUCCGGCUUGGCAAUCGCCACAGCCGCCGACCAGGGCGACAUCGUUAUAUGGCGUCUUUCAUCCGACACUGAUGCCGCAGCUGCGCCGACCCCGCUGCAAGUUGCAUCGGAGGGAACCGACGCUGCACCCACCCCGCAGGAACGCUGGGUUCAUGAAACAACCUUGCGCGGUCAUCAUCAAGAUGUCCUCGACUUAUGUUGGUCCUCAGACGGCUCCACUCUCAUCUCAGCCAGCGUUGAUAACACCAUCAACAUCUGGGAUGCUUGUAAUCCCAGCGCCCGGCCAAACGUCAUUCGCGCCCAUUCUAACUAUGUCCAAGGCGUUGCCAUUGAUCCUCUCUCAAAGGUUAUUGCCUCACUCGGAAAUGACAGGGCUCUUCGCAUUUUUGCCAAGGCCGGCGCUGUCCCAUGGGCCCAGGUCGCAGUCGCAACUGCCAUCACGGCCGAUUCCAAACUCUUCGCCAACGAUACGCAGUUUAAAACCUUUUUCAGAAGGCUGCAUUGGAGUCCUGACGGCUCCGUGUUAGCUUGUCCAUCUGGACUGCAAUUUCCAGAAUCUGAGCGCAUGUUUGCUGUUCAUUUGUUUGCCCGAAAUCACUGGUCACUCCCGGCUGUGCAAUGCGGUGGUCUGAAAACCCCUGCCUGUGCUGUGCGCUUUAGCCCAGUCCUGUAUGCAUUGCGACAGCAAGAGACCAUAUCUGACGACAAGACAACUGUACAAUCCCAUUCCCAAUCAUGUCCAUCAUCCUCGUCAGUUCAGAGAGAUGGGGAAGUAAGCUCCAACGAUGUUGAAAAGAACAAACCGCAGAAGAAGCCCGAGCCUUUCGAAGGCUUCACAUAUCGCAUGAUUUUUGCUGUUGUUUGUGCCAACGAAAUUUUGUUCUACGACACCGACGCGCUCACGAGACCGUUUGCGACCGUCGAAGGCUUGCAUUGCGCGGAACACACGGAUGUUGCAUGGAGCGAGGAUGGACUAACUGUUAUGUUGAGUUCAGUAGAUGGCUAUGUGAGUGUUAUUACAUUUGCGGAGGAAGAUCUGGGGUCUCGAUUGGGUGAGCAGCAAAUGCCGAGAUGGCUUCGAGAAUACAGUCUGCAGAGGCAGCAUUUGGAUACGGGAAGGCCUGUCAACGCGACUCGGGUGAUUGUUCCCAAUGCGGUGACUCCGCGAUCAUCUAAAGUUCUGCCACGAUCGGAUUCUAAGAAUAUGAAGGCUGACGCGGCCGUGCCAGUGAAAAUCAGUUAGGAGGGGCAUUCAAGUGAAAGUUCAACCAACGAGUCUAAAUUGAGUCUGGAGGUGUUAAUGUGUUUACAAUUGGAGGUCUCAUUGAAUGAAUCUCAUUGAAUGAAUCCUCCAAGCUCGAAAGAAUGGACACCAUGGCGUUGAACGGUACACGAACAUACCUGUUCCGCCUCCCCGAAAGACACAAUUCUUCGCGAUGCCUCAAAAACUUUGAAGGAUUUAAAUGGAACUGCAUAGACAAGCUUUACCGCGCUUUAUGCAAUCGCACCAGCAUUGCCUAAGGGGUAUAAUUAUGGAAUGCUCUCUGCCUGCUUUGAUCUGGCCUCGCAGACACCCUGCGCCAUCGCACCUGAGUAAUAAGCCUACUGUGCUGGACUCGCGGAUCAUAUCAAAGAAGAGCAUCAAGUGAAAGGACGGACGGAUACUUGAGCGCGCAUCAGAUUCAUUCGUUUUCAAAUUCUACCAAGGGGGGGCCCUGCGAGUUUUCUCUGUAGCUCAUAUUCUGCCGUUACGCCCAACGCUUUCCUUCUACGGUCGCACCACAUCCCUGUACGACGCGUUUCAAAACGGGGCUGUAUAGCUUGUCGGAAAGAUAUUUUUGUACUGUACUGUAGGGCAGCGUUUGUACGCCGUACCCAAGGGUACUGGCUACAAUAUUAUUAACUGUACAGUACAGUAGUGCUUUAGUAUGAGACGCAACAUUGAACAAUACCUUUCCUCGUUGCUUCUCAUCUAUUCCCU